ACAAACUUGUAGAUAUUAUGGAUACAUAUACUAAUUGAAUAUUUGGCGAACUACUCACGAUUGUAUAAAAAAUGUGGAAAUAUUAUGGGAUUUGUAGUUUGCUUUUCAUCGUAAUCGUUGUCGUACAUGGACACGAUUUCCGAAGUUUUGAUGACACUGUUUUGUUUAAAAUCAAUUGGCCAGGGAAAUCUACUUCCGAUUUAUUGGAGUCCCCUACAAAUGUAGAGCCUUACUUUAUAACUACAGCAAACAAUGAACGAUAUCAGUGUAUGAUUCCUGAUACUGCAGAUCAAGAACCAGAUUAUUCUGAACCGUAUGAAGGAGCAAACCCAAUAGAAAUUUUAUCAGUGUUGUUUACUCACAGUACUUGUUCUUACAAGGUUGAAUCAUAUUGGACAUACGAAUUAUGCCAUGGACGAUUUGUACGUCAGUAUCAUGAAGACAGAGAUGGGAAGAAAGUUAAAAUACAAGAAUAUCGUUUAGGUACAUUUGAUAAACGACAGGAAAAAAAGCUGAUGGCAGAGUAUUCAGAACGAGAUACAAGGCCUAAAAAGAAGGCACAUAUACCGGUUACAAAAGUUGAUGGAAUCAAUAUGCCUUAUGUUGAAAUUGAGAUGGGUGAUGGUACAGUUUGUGAUUUAACUAAUAAGCCACGAAAAAUUAAAGUUCGAUAUGUUUGUUAUCAACAUGGUAGACAUGAAUUAUUUUCACUGAAAGAACCUUCAAGUUGUGAAUAUGAAGUUAUUGCCCUGUCUCCUUUGCUAUGCCUUCAUCCUGAUUAUAAACCGCAAGGGACAGGAGGGAAUGAAAUCAAUUGCUUGCCAGUUGAUAAUGCACUGAAGAAACCAAGGGCUCUGGUUUCAAUGGAAAGAGAAAGUUUGAAACUACGUCAUCAAAAAGUGAUGGAUGACAAGCUGCAGAAAGUCUAUGCGAUCCUACAUGUAGAUAAGGAGGGCCAGGAUGGUGAAGCACGCGUUAGAGUUGAAAUACAUCCGGUCGAUGUCAUCGAUAAGCAUAAUAAUGCUGAAGAUUCUAUAAAUUCAAUAAUUGAAAAAGGUAUAGCCCCGGCCGAAGUAAAUGCCGUAAGGAAUUUCUUUAGCGGAAAGAAUUGCUUACACGGGGGCAACGGAUGGUGGAAAUAUGUAUUCUGCUACGGACGUUCCGUGAUUCAGUAUCACAUAGAGCGCGACGGCACCAAAACUAUAGUGAACCUCGGUAAAUUCAACGAGCAGAAACACUUAGAUUGGCUAGCCGCGCAUCCACAUAAAAGACCGGAACUACGGAAACAACUUUCUCAUUUUUACAGCGACGGAAGUAUUUGCGAGAAGACUGGUAAUCCGAGACAAACCGAGGUGAAAUUGAAAUGCGUCGAGGGUCAAUCGGUCAGUCCGUCCAGCAUUUCUAUAUUUCUACUUGAACCAAAGACGUGUGAAUACGUGCUGGGAGUUGAAUCGCCGUUUAUUUGUGAUAUCUUAGAAUUCUAUGAUUCGAACGCAUUUCUCAAUGUGAAGUACGAAGUAAAUUUCGAUAAGUUAAAGACAAACAUUUUCCACGAGUACGUGGACUUAGACGAAAGGAUAGCAAACGAGGACGACUAGUGGUGAUACGUUAACAAUCGCAGGAAAAAAGUUCCAACGGUAGAAGUGAUAGUAACGGAUUGCUGGACACUUGCGCAUAGUUCUAACCUAACUAAAUCGUUUCUCUAGAAUUCAAUCCUUCUCGGUAUACGACCGUCAUACAUCAAAGGUUUCGUGUGUACAGAAUGCACGUUACAACACUAAUGCAAUCAUACAAAUUCUAUCGACUUGUCGCGCUUUUCACAUAUUGUUACGAAUUCUAAUGGUUGUAACGGUACAAAA
This is a messenger RNA of Dufourea novaeangliae, 1859 nucleotides long. RefSeq names its product endoplasmic reticulum lectin 1. The transcript is spliced from 7 exons. Gene Ontology annotation, biological process: endoplasmic reticulum unfolded protein response; retrograde protein transport, ER to cytosol. Lineage: Eukaryota; Metazoa; Arthropoda; Insecta; Hymenoptera; Halictidae. The record is from RefSeq and is a predicted model, not a curated record. Gene Ontology annotation, cellular component: endoplasmic reticulum lumen. Bases 72 to 1598 code for a protein of 508 amino acids.